CGAGAGCAGCACAGCUCCCAUGCAACGUGCAUUCGACUCGAAAACUGGAAUUCACAUAGCAUGUUCUUCGCUUGAGCUCAAUUCAGAGGGGCCGAGCUCAUCUCCACCUUCCAAAAAUGAUAGUGAACCAGUUCGGGCCCUGUUUUUGGCGGACACUCAUCUUCUUGGGUUUGUCUAUCAUUUUCCAAUGUCCCGAGACUCUGACAAAACUUGCGAUGAGCCUGAUGAAGCCCCAGAGCAUCUAAAAAGGAUGAAAUUUCGAGAGCGAUGGGAGUGUCUCUCUCGAGAAGCAACAGAAAAGAUAUUUGAUAAACUGGAUCCAAGAGCUGUAUUCUCUGGGCACACACAUCGUGGAUGUCAUGUUGUCCAUGGCGCUUCUCAGGACAUCCAUGAGUAUAUAGUGACAUUUAGCUGGAGAAACAAAGACAACCCCACCUUCCUUUUGGGUAUGAUGACCCCCAACAACUAUUCUAUUUCAAAAUGUCAUAUGCCACGUGAAUCAACUAUCAUCUUCCUGUACAUUGCAAGCCUUGUUGGCUUUGUACUAUGGUUGGUUCGUUGCAUGUACCUUUUCUCAUCUUUUCGUCACCACUCUGUCUGUGUGUGAACUUGCGGCUGUUAAGCUAAAAUUUAAGAACUAUGAGUGUGUUGUCAUGGGAGCCUAUAGAUCCCCAUCAAACCAAUCAGUAAGAAAUUGGAAUGGUUUUUUGGACAGACUGCUUGAAGCUAUUCUACUGGUCAAUCCUAAUGCCACUAAAGUGAUACUAGCUGCGGACUUUAAUGUAAACAUCAGUAGUGAUAGUACGUGGGCUACGGAUCUGGUAACUUUACUCAACGCCUGUAACCUGCCUGUAUUGUUUAGGGAGGCCACUAGGCUUAAUUUAUUAUCAGGUAAAGACUCAUGCAUUGAUAAU
This is a messenger RNA of Thrips palmi, 914 nucleotides long. Its product is annotated as metallophosphoesterase 1-like. Bases 20 to 607 code for a protein of 195 amino acids. Gene Ontology annotation, biological process: GPI anchor biosynthetic process. NCBI's taxonomy places the organism in Eukaryota, Metazoa, Arthropoda, Insecta, Thysanoptera, Thripidae. The transcript is spliced from 5 exons. The record is from RefSeq and is a predicted model, not a curated record.